UGGGGUCUGACAGGAUUCGUUGUGUGUUCUGUGGACAAUCAUCCAGGAUGUUACACUUGUUCAUUGUCUUUCUGUCAGAUUCUAUGCCGCUGAACUCGUCUGUGGAAUCCAGUUCCUGCACUCAAAGGGCGUCAUCCACAGAUAAUUACACUUUAAUUGUCUGUUCCAGGGUUCACCCUAAAGUCUAACAUCAAAAUCAGCCAUUUGUCAAAGAUAUCUAAAUGUAGCAUUAACUCUCCAACAAAUAAUUGUUUUAUAUUUAACAGAGACCUGAAGCCAGAGAACAUCUUGGUGUCUGAAACGGGCCAUAUGAAGAUCACUGAUUUCGGUCUCGCACUUGUCAACAUGCAUGGAGACCGAACAGCCACCUCAUACGCUGGAACAAUCGGCUACAUAGCUCCUGAGAUGCUGGCUAGGAAGGAGUAUAACGCCGGAGUAGACUGGUAUUCUUUCGGUGUCAUCUUGAAAGAAAUGGUUACCAGUGAUUGUGCGUACCAUCAGACAAUCGAUGAUGCAUCCUCCGGCAUUAAGAGCAUCAUUAGAAAGCUCCUUCGGAAAGAUCCUGCCAGACGCUUAGGAGUUAAUGGUAACAUCAGAAAGCACCGAUUCUUUCAGCGUAUGGACUGGGUCUCUGUGGAAGCCCUAGAGUUGCCUCCACCAUACACACCUGAGCCAACUGAACCUCAUCAUCGUCCUAGACCAUUCCAUCUGGACAAACUGGAGGCAGCAGAGGUCAGAACACCUAUUUCAGCAGCGGACCAGGCCUUGUUCGAGGGAUUUUCUUUUUGUCAACUUGGAAACCCUUGAUGAAACACCAGCUCCAUAGUCACCAGAGCAAGCUGCCCCCUGAGCCUCUGGAAGAGAAAGAUCAAGUGAAGAAGAGAAAGCUGGACAUCACUGCAGUGAUCUACAAGCAAGUCCUGCAGGAAUGAAGAGGAGGAGAAUGAAGCACCUUGCUGCGUCUGGCCCCACAUUCCAGAAGAAAGAAGAAUCCUAAGAAGAACAAAGGCAAGGAUCACCUCCAAAUAUAUAAUAAGAUAAGUUAUGGUAAGUAAGGUAAGUAAGGUAAGUAUAGUUUAUCAAUAUUCAUAGUUAAUAGAAUUGAAAAAAAUAAAAUAAAAAUGUAAAUGUAAGAUAGGUCUAUGAUAAUUAUAAGAUAUAAUAAUGAUAAGUAUAGUAUAGACAGGAGUUAGAUGUAAGAAUUAAAGUGACUUUCCAGUGGGGGGAGGGGGGUUAAUGAUUUAGAGAAUAUCAGGGACUGUACAGGUAAAUUCAGCCAUGCCAUCUGAUGUGAAUACAACCUCACUUGCAGAUGGUGUGACCAUAGGGGAUGUCAUGGCUGUACAUUACCACUUCCACCACCUUGGCCAUAAGGUAGAGCAGUAGUUUGAGGCACUUCUCUUAAAUUCUGCUGACAUAUAAACAAUUUACUUUUUUACAUUCAGGGUGAUAUGUGGAUUUUAAAA
This is a messenger RNA of Bufo gargarizans (Asiatic toad), 1466 nucleotides long. RefSeq names its product protein kinase C delta type-like. The coding region runs from base 310 to 807 and encodes 165 amino acids. Gene Ontology annotation, biological process: protein phosphorylation. NCBI's taxonomy places the organism in Eukaryota, Metazoa, Chordata, Amphibia, Anura, Bufonidae. The record is from RefSeq and is a predicted model, not a curated record. The transcript has 4 exons. Gene Ontology annotation, molecular function: ATP binding; protein serine/threonine kinase activity.